Molecule: messenger RNA, 600 nt
Organism: Schistocerca gregaria
Lineage: Eukaryota; Metazoa; Arthropoda; Insecta; Orthoptera; Acrididae
Product: ankycorbin-like
Exons: 3
Coding region: 1-600 (199 amino acids)
Molecular function (GO): protein binding
Source: RefSeq, a predicted model, not a curated record
AUGAGAAAGUUACUUAUGUUCAUAUCUAUGAAGAUGCAGAACCGAUGGAAAAAGAUAUUCUAUGAGCAUAUGGAACAGAAAAUAGUAACGGUGGGAAAGCAUGAUGUUAAGGUGGUUAUGACGGACUCUAAUGCACAAAUGUUAGAAGAUUUGAUUUCAUUGGGAACUAAUCUUGAAGACUGUUGGUGGGAUCCUGAACACAAGACAACCUUGUUACAUAUUGCAGCAAAGAACAGUUUCAAAAUGGUGAAGCACGUCUUAUGCAUGCAAAAGAAUCCAGAUGAAUGGAAUAAUGAUGGUCAGACAGCCCUCCACUGUGCAGCUCUUUCUGGCCGUGCACUGACUGUGAAAUACCUCUUGGAUGAGGGCCACAUUCCAAUUGAUCAAAGGGACAGAAAUGGCAAAACUUCCCUCAUGUUGUUAAGUUCCAUGGGAGACUGGGGUUCCUGGACUCCUAGGAUGAUGGAAUUCUUGAUACAUGAAGGUGCUGAUGUAAAAUUAUGUGACAAUGAGAACAGAACAGCCCUCGAACUAGCUCUUCAGUCUAGGGUAUACUGUGCUGCAGAAAUUUUGGAUCUGGAAGAGUGGGUUCAGACGUGA